AUGCAUGUAGUUAGUUACGGCACUGGACCAUUUCUACUGACUGAGCGCUCGGCCAGUGAUCCACCUGCACUAGGAUGGCUCGGCGUACCUGCCACCGACGAUUACGUCUGGUACCCGAAUUCGGUCUAUCACAGCUUCAAGGAAUACGAAAAGGAGAACGGACCCCCGGCUCUGGACCCCGAGAAGCCGCACGCCGUAUGCCAUGUUGUGGACUCCACGCCUUUUGACGUCUACUCCCUCCGGACCAGCGAGGUCAAGACCAUCGUCCUCAUUGCUCUUUUCAACCACGCCAAGCCAGAGUAUAAUCAUCUAGACAGCUUCGGCGUCACUGCCAUCUCUUUUUGGGACCGCGAUGUCCGAGUCGUGCAGGGUCAACUUUCACACCCGGGACGUCGACAUUCGCGUAACAGAGGUGCAGCGGUUCGACAAUGGCUUUCGGGGCAGCGAUGGCUCCGUUGA
Molecule: messenger RNA, 459 nt
Organism: Akanthomyces muscarius
Lineage: Eukaryota; Fungi; Ascomycota; Sordariomycetes; Hypocreales; Cordycipitaceae
Exons: 2
Coding region: 1-459 (152 amino acids)
Source: RefSeq, a predicted model, not a curated record